Messenger RNA from Lathyrus oleraceus (garden pea), 1125 nucleotides. Its product is annotated as mediator of RNA polymerase II transcription subunit 16. Gene Ontology annotation, cellular component: mediator complex. The record is from RefSeq and is a predicted model, not a curated record. Gene Ontology annotation, molecular function: protein binding. The transcript has 2 exons. NCBI's taxonomy places the organism in Eukaryota, Viridiplantae, Streptophyta, Magnoliopsida, Fabales, Fabaceae. Gene Ontology annotation, biological process: regulation of DNA-templated transcription. The coding region runs from base 326 to 925 and encodes 199 amino acids.
AUGAUGCAUUAUUUCCACUAGUUUAAGAUGCCACUCAAUUCAUGAUUUGAAAAUAUGAUGCAAGAAUGAUAGAAAUGAAUGAAAUAGGGAUAGAAAGGGGCUCGGUUGUCUUAAACUAGCAUGUUGUUUCUCAUUUAAUCAUAAAGCACACUGUUAUAGAUCAUGUAGGAACAGUUAAUAUGAAUGAAUAUUGAGCUCUUGAUAUAGUACAUGCUUUUGUUUGUUUUAUUUCAUUUGGGUGAAUUAAGGUCUGUUUCUUUCCUUGGACUGAGUGGCUAAAUUUCCUAAGAGUGGCGCCUGCCCCAUAAUUAAAUAAAAAACGACUAUGCAGAAUAUGCCUCGCCCUAGAGGUGCAGAUGCCGCUGGUCUUCUACUACGCGAGCUAGAUCUCCAUCCUCCAGCAGAAGAGUGGCACCGACAAAAUUCAUAUGUUGGACCUUGGACUGAUCUAGAUGAUGAGGAUGAUGCAAGUGAUGCACCAACACUUUUAAAUCCACUUGAUUCCAAUUCAUUGGAAAAUAGUGAUAUCUAUCAUGAAGCCAGUGGCUUGUGGCCAAGGAAGCGCAGGAUGUCCGAACGAGAUGCAGCUUUUGGGUUGAACACUUCAGAGAGUCUGGGAGCUUAUCUUGGUAUUAUGGGAUCUCGAAGAGAUGUUGUUACUGCAGUAUGGAAGAAUGGCCUUGAAGGGGUCUGGUACAAGUAUGGAGUAACAUGUUUGACAUGGCUUGGUGCAUCAUAUGUGGCUACCGGAUCUAUGGAUGGAGCUGUGAGAUUAUGGGAUAGUCGGUCUGGUGAAUGUGUCAAAGUGUUCAGAGGACACUCUGAAGGCAUUCAAACUCUUUCUUUGUCUGCUAAUCGUGAGUACCUUGUCACGGCUUCGUUAGAUCAUACAGCUCGUGUUUUUGAGGUUAAAGAUUUCUGUUAAUCAAAGCCUUUCUUUCUCGGCACACCUCCAUAUAUAAGUCCUUGAGGACAGUGGGCGGUACUCUACAUAUGCCAUAUUGUUAUUUUAUGUCAUGUUGUGGUGGAGCAGAACACUGUUGUAUAAGGUUUAUGAAUAAUCUAUAUUUACAAGGUAAUUAGUAUAAUGACAGGGUUACAAAGCUUCUGUGAUUUUACGUAGCA